Molecule: messenger RNA, 6379 nt
Organism: Aethina tumida (small hive beetle)
Lineage: Eukaryota; Metazoa; Arthropoda; Insecta; Coleoptera; Nitidulidae
Gene: ca
Exons: 11
Coding region: 116-4768 (1550 amino acids)
Molecular function (GO): protein binding
Source: RefSeq, a predicted model, not a curated record
AUUUCCAAUUUGUCAGAUGUCAAAAAUGCAGUCUCUAAAAACCAUUUGUUUAAAUUGUUAAACAUAAACAAUUAUUUAGAAAUGUAGACUGGACAAAAAUUACAAGUGAUCAAAAAUGUCGGAACCAGCUGAACAACCAUUUGCACAAAACAUAUUCGAAUUGCAGUGCAUUUUGCAAAAUAUUAAUAUUAGGUUGUGUGCUCGAAUUGAAAGUGGUGUUAAACAGUUAUUAGCAAUUAUUACUAGUGAUGGAGAGGUUGUAUUGCACUACACUUAUGGUGAAAUGGUUCCAAUUGUUAAAAGAGUUCCUUGGUUUUCUGAUAGGAAUAAGGUGAUUCAGGCUGUUUGUUUUGACCCCUCUGCAACUUGGCUAUUAGUUAUUUCUGUCGAUGGUUCUCUAUACAUAAUUCCUGCAUUAAGUUUAGUGGACAAAAAACAAAAAAUUGACUGUAAAUGGUCGUUAAACGACGUAACGCAUUUCCAUAAGCACAAUUUAACUCCCAAUGUUUUACCCACAAGUAUUGUUUGGUGGCAGACAUUAGACAGCAAUCAGAAUGCUUUGGUUGGUUAUGAAAAUGGAGCAAUUGUAUUAAUCAGUCUCACCGAUGGAAGGUAUUUAGGUUGUUGCACAAUUACUGAAAGUGUCAAGCAGUUGUGUCUGUGCCAAGAUAACAGUUUAGACACAGUUUCAUUGCUGAUAAAUGGUAUAAGUGGACAACAAUGGCGUUUAAUUUUGGAACACCACAACACUGGCUACCUCUGGCCACCAGAAACUUCAAACGCAGACGACAACAACAAAUCUCGCCUCUCCAACUUGCGUCAGCUGGGUGCCGACAAGCUUCAAUUGCUAAGACAACGCUUCUCGGGUGAGGGGCGAAGCUCUCGUCGCGACAGUCAAACUAGCGACAGUGCCAGCGAAUCCUCUCAUUCCCACUCUGAACACUCUUCUGGGCCUGAACCUUUGCCUAGACUGUGCGACACGUGGUUUGCACCUCAACACGCCCGCAAUCAACACUUGUUCUCUGCAUUUUAUCGGCCUUCCAGUUUGCUGACUAUUCACGCUGUUGAUGUUGAGUCAGCGCCAAUGUUUGUGCACAAACUGUGUCCAAAUACAACUUACCUUUUAUUAACUGACAAAUUAAUUUAUACAAUCAAUGAAGACAGUGAUACUUUAUCCAUUAUAAGCUCGCAACUUUCGGAAUGUCGUCUAGAAGGCGACUCUGAAUUUAAUAGCGAUGCGUUGGUGGCACGUUUUACAGUUAUUAACGAGAAAAUCUUGCACGUGUUUAAGUUAGUUGACUUAUCAUCGGUAAGACUGAGGAAAAAAGACGAAAAGAAAGAUAAAGUUUAUGAAUUACCAAAAACUAUUGAUGAUAUUAACAUAAGGAAACCUAGAAUCGACACCUGUGUUAUCGUCACAAAUAAUUCCGUUUAUAAACUCAUCGUUGCUUGUUCACCGGUUCGUAAGUUUGUUGAGUAUGUUACCGAGGAGAACAAUCUGGAAAAAGCUGAAAAAAUAUCUAUAAUCUUCGGCUUAAAUCUGCAACAACUGCUGGAAUGUUGUGGCGACUUGUUUGUGUCCCGAGGUUCCUUUCACUCCGGCAUAAUCUUAUACAAACAGGCUAAGGUCCACCUGCUGAAACGCGUCCUGAAGCUGGCCGUCUCGGCCGACUGCAGAACGCUACUCAAGUUCGUGCACUUGUGUCUGAGCGCCAGCAAAGUGGACAUGUCGAUGCCGACGAAAAUUCACAUUGGAAAUUUGGCUGUGAUGGCGUAUACUGAAUUGAUAUUAAGAUUUGGGGGACCUGUUAGACUUAAUAAUACCAAAGACUUUAUGAAUUUUUUAUGUUUUGAAGAGUACUACGAUCAAAUCCUUGCAGUGAACGUUGCCUGCCAGGCGGGGCAUUGGAACAUUGUUAAUCUGCUGGCUAAAAGUAGAGGGUUACAACCGGAAGUGGUUUCGGCACUCGGACAAAUCUUACAAAGUGCCCGAGCUCCAAGACCCACAGACAGAGACUUUCUCAUGGCACUUUCCGAACCGUGCCUCACCCAAAGUCUGUUAAUCAUUCCCCAAAGUUCACAGGUGAUAUUCCAGUACAUCCGUACGAACAUCGACUCGUUUCCGCUGGAUGUGCUGCAACGGUUGGCGGUGCAGCUCGAUCCUAGUCAACCAAGUGCUUUGCCUUUAGUGGGGAGAGUGUUCUAUAGUGGAGGAAAGAAGUACUCAUCCAGUUUGGAUACUACACUCGACUCUAUCGAUGUUGAAAACCCUGAUCGAGCGGUACUCACCGUCAAAGACAUGAUCGAGACAUUCCUUGUUGUUCUUGUGCAUUUAACUUUCAAGACUGACACAGCAAAGUACGAAUUGGAAUUUUUGGACAAAAUCGAAAUGCCAGAUGAUGAUAUUGAAGAGAUGCCAAUAAAACAAUUCCCCGACUUGCAUCCGUUGAGCUGUGGCUACGAACACACAGCGGUGAUCAGAAACAGCAACGUGUACACGAUGGGUGUAUCAAAUUCCGGUUGUCUAGGCCUAGGGCCACUUUUAACCCAAAGCAGCCCACCAAGACUGGUGCAAACCCUAAGCGAUUUAAGAGUAAAGGUCUUAAGCGUCGCGUGCGGAAGGAAGCACACCCUCGCACUCACCGAUCACGGCGUGUACGCGUGGGGUUCUAACUCCUACGGACAAUUAGGUUUGGGGAAGUUCGUGCAGGAGAGCCCCUACCCUCAAAUACUCCACACACUGGCCGAAGAGAAAAUCAUCGACAUUGCAGCCGGUCAGUACCACAGUAUGGGCCUCACGUCUUCGGGUAAAGUCUACACUUGGGGUUGGGGCAUCCACGGACAGCUAGGACACCGCAACUGUGACAAUCAGUACUAUCCGAAGUUGAUGGCGUUCUCACAUCCCAUCAAACAAGUUGCAGCCGGACAUGCGCACAGUCUCGUACUGACAUGCGAGGGAAAACUGUUCGGGUUUGGGUCCAACAUUUUCGGGCAGCUGGAGAGUUGCCAAAUUGAAUCGAACAAGUCGACCACCCCUGUUUGGGUGUUGCUGAUGCCUGAUAUUUAUACACCAAUUGAAAAAGUGUCAACUGCGUAUUUCCAUAAUAUCGCUAUAAGAGCCGACCAAGAAGUAUACACAUGGGGAGCAAGUCCUCAAGAGGUGCGUCUGUUCCAAUCCAAAAACAACAACAAAAACCAACAGAAUGGCCUUAGCCUCAAACCUCCGGAUUCGUGGAAAGCGAGCGUACACGUGUACUCCGGGAUCAACAAACGACCAAUCGAGCAGGUUUCAGUCGGAUAUAGACAUUCGGCUAUUUUGCACAACGGCAAGAUUCUGUGGGGCAAAAACAAAAACGACGAACUGAGCCCGCCGAAAAUGCGGGACCAGGACAACGUCAAUUUGUUCACGCAGAGAUUUUUGCACGUGGCUUGCGGAUUGGAUUAUACCAUGGCAAUUGAUCAUACCGGGAAAUUAUUGGCCUGGGGCAACGCUUCCAUGGCACAGACAAUACUGGGCAAACCCUUCGACGAAAACAACAAACGCUUCGCUUCGAUGGAAGGUAAAGUCGCUGUCUUUAAAAACACACGCCGCUACAUCAAAUUCCCAAACACCCUCCAAUCCAACUCCGAUAAUAUUCCAAUAGAAGUACCAGGUCUGCCCACAAUGGCCAUCACCUUCAACUUUUCUGAUCACAAAUUACUUUUGUCUAAACGACAAAGAACUUACGCCAUACGUAAAAUCGAAAACAAGGUAUUAUUUACACCAGACAACAGGAGACGAUCAUCCAACCCCUUGGACCUAGUCCAGCAAUGUCCGGAUGUUUACUUCGGACAGAAAACUUUGCACUACGCUCUGGAACUUUACUACGGAUUGUACGACAGCGAAAAUUUGCUAACGAAUUGCUUCAAUAUGGGCAAUUAUCAAGCUGCCAGCAAGAUCGCUCUCUUGGACGGUCACUACGGCGACAGUCUAGCUUUCCAACUCAUGGCACUUAAGGAGCAUAUGAAAGCCCAAAACCUGAAUCUGCGCUCCACCAAAAAUUCCUUCGACAACGACGGACAAAUCGACCUAGUCCUCAAAAGCUUGCAGGACGACCUCAACGAGAGAAAUUUGUUGUUGCACUCCAGUUCAGCGGAAAAAAUAAUGAGCUCCAGUACGUCUCCGGGAAGGAUUUUAAGUUCUAGUUCUAGUUUGGACAGCAUCCGGCAAUGGGGAGACGAUGUGGAGCACCAGGGAGGCUGCGAAAGUCCUUGCGAGAUGUCCGAAAUGGGGGACAUUAGACAGAACAUGACACAAUACGUUCAGGCUGUGACCAGCACCGAGAGUUCGCCUCCGAUUUCUUGCGUUUCCAAACUGAUUGCAGACAGUGAGAAGGCGGUCCGUCAGAAGGAAACUGAUGGUGUGCUAGUGGAUUCUGCUACAGAUACAGUAAUUAAAAUUGCUUCCACUUUAGUGGAGUUUUACAUAACUAAGGUACAUGUGACGGAGAACCACAUAUUGAUGCAGAAUAUUUUGUUGAAAUGUAUCGAGUUUUGGCUCUCAAACAAUCUACCAGUUGCAGCUUUGGAAAACGUUCUGUUGAAAAAUAUGGACAAGUACUUUUACCCCCUGUCGAUUUUGUUGUUUUGCAAAAACUACGGUAACAACGAUGACGAGAUUAUCAAAGAAAAUGACUCGAAGAAUUCCGCUUGUUUCCUUAAAGAAUUUUCCACCAAGUUUUGCCUUCAAUUGUGUUCCAUGGUUUUAGAGAAUGUUAACAAAUCGUGAAAAUUCCAAUUCGUUGUGAAAUCUAGUCAAAGUAUUUGCGAUCUCAUACAAGUUAGUGAUUGUAAGACGCGUUACAACGAUGCGUUUACACUAAAGGAGUUUAGUGUAUGCACAUCUUACGUUAAGUCUUCCUGUUGAUUGUUUUUUUAUUAGGGCUAAUAGACACCACCGCAAUGGCUAGGGAUAAUUUAAAUAUAUACGGUAAUUUUAUUUUAAACUUUGGUUUUAAUUUAGUUUAAAUAUGAAUACAUAAAAUUGAGAACUGGAAUAUUGAAACAACUGAAAAAGCUGCUAACAAAAGUUUAUUAAAAAGAACGAAUAUUUAAAAAAUAUGUGGCCUUUCCACAUAUGCUUGAUGGGGUUCAGUUUAGGGACUAUACUGGCCAUGGUGACACAUCAAUAAUGUUAUUUUCCAAAAAUUCCAUUACAAUCCUUAAAGUGUGAGGUCUGGCAUUAUCAUUCAUGUGAACAAAGUUGGGUUUAAUCGCUGCUACAUAUGGAAGGACAAUUGAUGUUGAUGAAUCUGAUCCACGUAUGAUCUACCCGUCAAAAAGUUUUGCAGCAAAAUGAGAUCGGUUCAUCCUCUGAUACUGAUUCGUUCCCAGACCAUAACGAAAAUAAUGAUGAAAACACACUUUGAGUACUCCCCAUUUCCACAGCAAUCCGAGUUUUAUUCAUGCCACCCUCCAAAAGACCCGGUGUCCAUAUCAUUUCUUUUCUCUAGAUAAAUAUGUUCGUCCAUAGUUAAUUAGCAGUACUGACUGGGGGAGAAUUAAAAAAAUUAUCAAAGAAGGAAAUAAUUGACUACAUUGUCUAUAUUUUGAAACCAAAAACUAAAUUAUCCCUAGACAUUGCGGUUGUGUGUAGUUAUGAUGAGAAAUAUGAUGUAAUACCUGUAAGCUGUUAAAAUUAAAUUGUUCGGAUUUCUCCUCCCUCAGGGCUUGAUACAUAUUCAUAAUUCACAAUUAUAAUAGAAUUAUUAAUGCACAACUAUUUCCCAAACUAGACCUAAGAAUUGACUACAUCAUAUUUCAAGUGAUAGAUUAAGUCGGAGGCGAUUUGAACAAAAAACUUCUUGUUAUAUGCAAUCAAUAUGUUAUAUUUCAGGAUUGCUAGUAUUGAAUCAUAAAAUACUCUAUUGGAUCAUUAUAUAUUUGAAAUUGUAGAACAAUAUUUUUAUGUAAUGUAAUACUACAAAAAUUACGCAAUACUUUUAAUAAUAUAGCUGUUAUAGUGGACACAAUUAUAUUAUAGUAAAGUUCUUGCCCAUUAGCUAUAUUAUAGACGAGCAGAUUUCGCUUAUUUUCGUUUGUGCAAAGAUUAGGAUAUCUCCAAUAAAUUUGAUUUAGUCUUUCCUGUUUUUUCUAUACAAAUUACAACGAUGGACUAAAUUUCAGUGGUGAAAUAAAAUCAUUUUUAUUGAGUGAUUUUCUACAGUUCUAGUCUUAAGUGCAAAUAAUUAUUGACUGUUCAAACACCAAUUUUUGCGGCUUUUAUUAUCCUACAUAUUUAUUUUAUUGUUUUACAUUUUGUACCUGUUUAGUGGUUUUGUUAUGGUACAUAUAUAUGUUACAUGUGUAUUUUUUAAAAAUUAAUAAAUGGUAAAACCCA